AUGAAAGAGCUAUGCAGGCUCUGGAUAUUGCUGUUUCCGUUGUUAAUAAUAUCUCAGCUCUUUCUACUAACUUCUCCAACAAAAAGUGAAGCAUGGAAUGAUUGGAAUUUCGAGCGUUCCCUACAAAUAACCAUAUACCCAACGGAGGAGAACGUGCAUGAAGGAAAUGAAGCCACGUUUGACUGCCGCGCCCGUUCUCCUGAUGGAAUCACAUAUCCGGAAGUGCGGUGGACUCGAUAUAAUGCCCCAAUGCCCGCGUCAGCUUAUGAAUCUGGCGGACGUUUAAAGUUCUCGUCAGCAUCAAUGUCUGAUAGUGGACGUUACAUUUGUUCGACAAAUUUUGAUGGAAAAGAUUAUAUUGCAUAUGCUCAGCUCAAUAUACAACCUUAUGGACCACAAGAAUUUCAAAGUGUGUUGCCACAGAGUGGUGUAUGCAGUGCCGAUGAACGGGCCUGUGGUAAUAACGAAUGCGUAAAGAGCGACUACAUUUGUGAUGGUGAACCCGACUGUCGAGAUCGUACAGAUGAAAAAGAUUGUCCGUCAUUAAGUUCUUGUGAACCAAAUGAAUUUAAAUGUAACAAUGGUCGUUGCGUACAAAAAAUGUGGCUCUGUGAUGGAGACGAUGACUGCGGUGAUAAUUCUGAUGAACAGACUUGUAGCCAUCGAGUUGCAUCUAAUGGUUGUUCUGCGACUGAAUUCAAAUGCCGCGAUGGGCGGCAGUGCAUUCCGCAAAGUUUCCAUUGCGAUGGUACAAAUGACUGCCAAGAUGGAUCUGAUGAGAUUGGUUGUGUUCAACCAACUAUUGUCCAACCACCUGAAACUAAUAAACAAGUUGAUGCUGGUAGUACCUUCCAGUUAUCAUGCAAAGCGGUAGCUGUACCAGAACCAUAUAUUAAUUGGCGCCUCAAUUGGGGACCUGUAUGUGAUCCACCGCGAUGUGUCCAACAUUCUGAGGGUGGUCUUGGUACUCUUACCAUAAAAAAUGCGCAGUCUUUGGAUCAAGGUGCUUAUACCUGUGAAGCUAUCAAUGUCAAAGGUCGAGUACUAGCAACGCCAGAUUGUGUCGUAAGAAUCGUGAACAUUCCAGCUCCUGAACCGCAGCACAAAUUUAGAUGCAAUGCAAUUGGUUCUGUAAGUACUGUUCCAGACCAUACUGGACGAUGUUACUGUAAGUCAUUGGCAACCGGCCCAACAUGUGAUUCUUGCAUUCAUGGUGCCUAUCAUCUACAUGAGAAAUCUCGCGAGGGUUGCUUGAAGUGCUUCUGUUCUGGUGUCACCGAUCAGUGUCGCUCAUCAUCUUGGUAUCGAACAAAAGAUAAGAUCUUAUUAAGCGGUGAUUCGCCAAAUAUCGAAUUAUCAGAUAUCGAUGGACAUACAGUAAAUGCGCAUUUUAAUUAUGACAGCUCUGGCAUGAUCGUUUCCAACGAGCCAUCUUAUCAGACAAUUUACUGGAUGAUGCCGCAACAUUUCCUUAAAAAUAAGUUGACAGCUUAUGGUGGCGAAUUAGCGUUUGAUCUGCAAUAUUCAUGCACUGGUCCUUUGAAUAAUGAACCGUUUAUUAUUCUUAAGGGUCAAGGUAUUACACUCGUGCAUCGUCCACAUGAUACGCAUAAAUUUUCUUCUGAUCGAAAAAUUCAAUAUAACAUCGAUACUUACGAAACGAAUUUCGAAGAAUUAGAUGGAAGGCCUGCUACUCGAGAGAAUCUGAUGAAGGUAUUAGCUGAUUUAGAUACUAUGCUAAUCAGAGCUUCACAUUGUCAUGGGCAACAAUCUACAGGCAUUGGAAACAUCAGCUGGGAAGUAGCAGUUGAUCGAGAUACACAAGACAGAUUAGCUUUAGAAGUUGAACAGUGCUUCUGUCCACCAGGAUAUACUGGUUUAUCUUGUGAGACUUGCGCACCAGGGUACGAACGUUCACGUGAAAGGCCACACAGUGGUAAGUGUGUAGCAAUACAACAACGGGCACAAUGCUCACCAAUAGGCGCACUAAGUACGCAACCUGGUUAUGAUGGUAGAUGCCAAUGCAAAACAUAUGCAACGGGUGCAAUGUGUGAUCGCUGUCCUCCGAACACUUUUCAUUUAUCAGCAAGAAAUCCACAAGGUUGCAUACCUUGUUUCUGUUCUGGAGUUACACAGCAAUGCUCCUCUUCAAAUUUACACCGAACUCAAGUAGUUAUUGACUACACCAGAGGAGCAACUGAUCAACUUGAAAUUACUACUAGCGAUGCUCAUAGUUCUUUCAGUCCACAAUCGCAAGGUCGAAUAACCGGAAAUGGUAUAACAUUCGACGCGUUCCAUGAAGCAUCCGGUCAAAAGCUUUACUGGAAAUUACCAGAACGAUUCCUUGGCAAUAAAGUUACCAGUUACGGUGGCAUACUUAAAUAUGUUUUCCGUUAUUCGGGUGUCGGACCUAUCAACACUGAUGCCGAUGUUAUUUUGCGAGGAAAUGAUAUAACUUUGUUGUACAAACAUCAUCAGUCACCCAUUGCGGGGCGUGAUAAUGUCGUGGAAGUGAAACUGUUUGAAGAUCAAUGGCAACGCAUGGAUGGACAACCAGCUACACGUGAACAUUUAAUAAUGGCAUUGUCUGACUUGGAUGCAUUACUAAUCAAACUGAAUUACGUGGAGGAUUCUUCCUCAUCAUCACUGAUUAGUGUUUCUUUGGACUAUGCUCAGUCUCACGUUACAGGUGGCGAUAUUGCAUACGAGGUUGAACAAUGCCGAUGUCCACCAGGUUACAUUGGUACUUCUUGCGAAGAAUGUGCGCAAGGAUAUUCUCGUACUGGUGGUGGAUUGUACCUUGGUCUUUGUGAACGAUGUGAGUGUCAUGGGCAUGCUUCAAAAUGUGACAAAGAGCAUGGAUUUUGCAUCGAUUGCCAACAUAAUACAGAAGGUGAUCAGUGCGAACGUUGUAAGCCAGGAUUCAGCGGUGAUGCUCAUCGUGGUACACCACAUGACUGUCAACCGAUAACUACCAGACCCGCUUGCAUGUGUAACAAUCAUUCACCUCGGGGUUGUGAUUCGUUUGGUCGAUGUUUGCUAUGUGAGCACAAUACAGAAGGAUAUCACUGUGAACAGUGCAAACGUGGAUAUUAUGGCGAUGCAACUCGUGGGACACCGUAUGACUGCACUCCUUGUCCGUGCCCAGGUGCCUCAGAUUGCUUCCUGGAUAAUUAUGGACAAGUUCAGUGUCGAAACUGUCCAGCCGGUUUGACCGGACGUUUGUGUGAUGAAUGUGCGCCUGGUUAUACUCGUUCGCGUUCCCGAGGACGUAUCGAAGAAGGACGUAGUUGUGAGCCAAUUGGACACGUGGAGGAAACAAACAUUGUAUUCGUGCCUACACCUGAAGGUGACCGCAUUCGUCGACGACGUAUUCGCUGGCAGCGUAAUCGCUUGCCGCGAACUCGUCGUUAUCGUCCACAACGCCAUUUGCAUUUCCGGAAUAUUUUUACAAAGUUAAUGAAGUUAAAUGGUAUCUGUAUUGUUUCAGCUCAUGGUCCACCAUUACGUGUGCAAAUUGAUGCUCCGAAGAACGUUCAUCUACCAGUUGGUGGUAGAGUUCGUUGGUACUGCCGAAUUAUCGGCGAGCGGAGUCCAGGAGUUCGCUUACACUGGUCAAAAGUUGGCACUGCUGGAUUGCCAAGCAAUUCAGUACAAUAUGAUGGUGAGCUGGUCAUUGAUAAUGUACGAGAAUCGGAUGCAGGUCAGUAUCGAUGUACAGCAGCUGGUGAUCAUCAGUUUGCUACAGAUGAUGCGACUUUGGUUACAACACGGGAACAAACACCAGUUGGUGGUAGACCGCCACCAGUAAUGGUUGAUCCUUUGGAGCAGACUGUAAAUGUGAAUGAUCCUGUGAGCUAUCGUUGUUGGGUGCCUGGUUUAUCUUCUUGCGAAUUGACAUGGCAUAAAGAAGAUAUUGGUGGACCACUACCUCAUGGCGUAUACCAAAGUGGUGGUGCGUUAAAAAUUCCUCGGGCACAGUUAAUUGAUGCCGGAAAUUAUAUUUGUACUGCUUCAAAUGAAUACGGUAUCGGAAAAUCACCACCUGUCCGUCUUACUGUCAAACGUCCAACACAACGACCACGUAUAGAUCCGGAAGAAAAUACAGUCGCAGAAGGUGAACCAGCACGUUUCCGUUGCUGGGUUCCAGGCGAUCCGACAGCGCAUCUCAUAUGGAAAAUGAAAGGUAAUGGCCCAAUACCACAUGGAAUACAGCAGCAUGAUGGAAUUAUGAAUAUUCCAACUGUACAACGUCAUCAUGCUGGAAGCUAUAUUUGUACUUCAACCGAUCCGGAGGGACGUAGACCGUCAAUGGAUAGUCCAGUUGCCAGGUUGAUCGUUCGACCACCAAACAAUCCCGUUGUGGAUCCAGCAGCCCAAACGGUAAAUGAAAAUGAACCUGCAAAAUUCCGAUGUUGGGUACCAGGAAAUCCUAUUGCAGUAUUGCACUGGAAGCGUGCUGAUAAUAACCCCUUACCAUACGGGGCAAUCGAUAGUCAUGGGACGUUAUCAAUACCACGGGCUCAGUUAUCGGAUACUGGUGAUUAUAUUUGCUCAGCACGUGAUGCCGAUGGUGGGGCACCUGCUGACUCAUCUCCUGCUAGAUUGGAUGUGAAGAGACCAACGCAAUCUACGCGUGGACGAUAUCCACUCGAACAGGAAAAGCCUCAGGUUGAUCCACACUCUCUUUCGGUGAAUGAAGGGGACCCUGCAUUGUUUCGGUGUUGGCUACCAUCAGACCCGAAAGCACGUGUGAAAUGGACCAGAGCCGAUGGCACGCCGCUGCCUUAUGGAGCAUCUGAUGAUGGUUUUGGCACCUUAUAUAUCCCGAGAGCUCACAUGUCUGACGCUGAUUUUUACGUUUGUUCAGUAGUUGAUCCUAAGUAUGGUCCACCAGUGAACUCAGUACCCGUUGAAUUCAAAGUUGAGCCAUAUGGUCGGAGACAAGAUAUUGAGAGCCCGGAAGCAAUUCGAGUAGCACCGCAAGUUGAACCAUUAGAGCAAACUGUUAAAGAAGGUGAUCAGUCUCAAAUUCGUUGUUUCGUACCUGGUUCAACUCAACAUCAUACGCUAAAGUGGAAGAAACAAGAUGGUCAUUUGCCAGUUGACGCUACACAGAAAAAUGGAGUUUUGUACAUACCUCGGACGAGAACCGAAGAUGCAGGAAAUUAUAUUUGUUCAUUAAAAGAUUCAUCAAAUGGUGCACCAAUAGAUUCUGUUCCAGCACGUAUCAACGUGAGACAGCAUGAAGGACCAAAAGUUGAUCCAAUCAGUCAAACGGUUGAUGAAGGUUCACCUUCACGCAUCCGAUGUUGGGUUGACGGAGAUCCAAAUGCUCACCUAAGCUGGCAUAAAGAAGAUGGACAAUUACCACGUAGUGCCCAAGAAAGCCACGGUAUCUUUACUAUUCCAGAAACAGCUGCCGAAGAUGCAGGAGAAUAUAUUUGCACACUACAUGAUCCGCAUGGUGGCCCAUCAACAAGUUCAUCACCUGCUACUAUUAAUGUUCGCAAAGAAGAAAAAACACCAAUGGUCAAUCCCAUAUCAUUAACGGUGAAUGAAGGUGAUUUGGUUCGAAUUCAAUGUUAUAUACCUGGUAAACAUUCCGAAACACUUCACUGGAGUUUUGAAACUGAAGAUGGUGCCUUGCCAGAGGGUUCUUACGUGUUUCACGGAGUGCUAACCAUUGAUAAAGCUCGUUUAACUGAUUCUGGAAAGUAUAUUUGUGUAGAUCAAGAAACUUCUCGAGCUGCUCCAUCAGUAUUAUUGAAAGUAGAGAAAGAAAGUGGUGAUGAAAGGGAAUCACAUCAUAAAAUAGAAAUUUCACAUGAUAAUUAUGAUGAUAAUUACCGGAAGGAACGACUUGAAUUUACUGACAGUCAAAAUGAAACAGUCGAUGAAAAUGGCAUUCAUGGAUAUGAACGUGAAAAUAAUGCUGAGUACAGUAAUAACCAUGAAUAUGACAGUAUUCAUUUUACUGACGACAAUGCAGGUAAGCCACCUCAACCAGUUGCAACACCAACUGAUCAGGUCGUAAGAAUUGGUGAACCUGCUCGAUUCCAAUGUGAUCCAAACAGUGAUACACCAGCAAAUAUUCAUUGGGCACAGGAAACUGCUGAUGGACCUUUGAGAGGUGAUGUCAUAUUGAAAGAUAAUGAUUUGAUAAUAAACUCAGCUGAUAACGCACAUGCUGGUGAUUAUAUUUGCAUUGCUACUAACGAAUAUGGUACUGGUGAAGCUGAACCUGUUCGACUUCAUGUUACCGAAAAGGAAAUACCUCCAACUGCUCGUGUAGUACCACGUGUUUGGAAUGGACAACCAGGUGAUAAACACCAGCUCCAAUGUAUAACCACCGGUUCACCUCAACCAACAAUUACUUGGACAGGACCAACUGGUGACGCACUGCCUGAAGAUGUAAUAGAUAUUGGAGGUGGCUUUUUAGAUUUCCAAAAUGCUCGAUCAGACAUGAAUGGAGACUACACAUGUACAGCUAUUAAUAUUGUUGGCAAGGCAAGCGAUCAUGGAUCAGUGAAUAUCGGGCCUUCACUUACAGUACGCACUAGUCCACCUGGACCACGUAUUGUUCUUACAGCUGGUGAACCGUUGGAAGUAAAAUGUGAAGCAUUCGGUGAACCGGAACCGGAAGUUGAAUGGUUACAUGAUCCGGGACCAGAACGUGGUGAUCUUCCAGAUAAUUUCAAACCCGUAACUAUUUCUGAACAGUUCAUUCGACAUCCAAAUAUUGGCCUUGGCAAUGCUGGUAUCUACACCUGUAGAGGCAGCAAUAUUCAGGCGUCAGCAAAAAAAGACAUUUAUAUCGAGGUUGUGGAACCGUCAAGAAUUGCAACUGUUGCCAUUCUCGGUGGUUCAACUCAGUGGUUUGAAUCGGGUAAACCAGUUGACUUGGUAUGUGCUGCAACAGGCAGUGAAAUUGUUGAUCGAAUUCAAUGGGUGAAAGUUGAUGGUAGUCUUCCGGAUGAUGCUAAAGAAACGGAACCAGGGGUUCUACAUAUAUCUAAAUUCAGGAAAUCAGAUGAUGGUGAAUACGAAUGUCGAGGAUAUCGCCAUGACGAACUAGUAGGUAGCAACCGAGUAACCUUAUAUACAACGAAUUCGAGUCCAUUGGAUACAGCUCGAGUUGUGAUUGAUCCUCCCGCUGUUCGAGUUGUCGAACAAGGCGAAUCAAUUGAACUGACUUGCACGGUCGAAGAAAUAGCAGAUACAUAUCUUCUCACUUGGUAUCGUUCAGCUGGCUACGGCAAUUUGCAUCAAGCACCAAUUAUUCUAAGUUUUGAUAAAUCCGUAAUCUUGAAUCAGGUUGAUUUCAAUGAUCAGGGCAUCUACUGGGUUCAGCUGGAAAGCACCUCUGGUGAACGUGUUCGCAGAGGUGAUAAUAAUGCAGUAAACUUUGAAUGGGCGUUACUUCGGGGUGGUAAGAUUGUCCGGCUGUUCUCAGAAGAAAGAACGCUAGUGAUCAAAAAAUCAGAUCCAUCCAAUGAUUAUGGAGUAUAUCGAUGUGAAGUUGAAGACGACGAUGGCGAACUUAUCGGACAAGCUUAUGCGGCUGUUUCCAUCGGAUACAUCGACCCCUCCAAUGCGCGGGUUGUUAAAUUUGAUGAAAAAUCACCUGCAACAAUUGAGUGUCCGGUUUAUAUGGUUCCUGGUGCACAUGUCACUUGGGAAAAGGAAGAUGGCGAAUUAUCUGAAGAUGUGAAUGUUGUUGGUAACAAACUGAUGAUCAGAGAAUUUGAAGAUGAAGCAGUAGGAAUGUACGUUUGCAAGGUUGAUAUUAAUGGGAAGCAGGUUGAAGGAUAUGUUAAAGCAGAAAUUUAUGUACCGGAUACAAUAAUACAAGUUUUGCUGGAGCCAUCAUCAGAAAGCAUUUCACUCGGUGAUAGAGCAUGGUUUGAUUGCAAGGUAACUGGUGAUCCUGAUGCCGAUAUCACCUGGACUAAAGAAGGUGAAGACGAUCUACCUGACAAUGCACAGGUUAUGGGCAAUCGUUUGUUAUUCGUAAACGUACGUGAGGAUAAUGGUGGUAUUUACAAGUGUCAUGCAAAAACGAAAGCUGGUCCGUUGGAAACGCGCAAUGUGCUCAAUGUCGGAAAUGCAAAACGCAAGCGAAAGCGUCUUUCUCGUAAAAAAGAAAAACGAGCCCAUAAUGUGGCUCGAAAUGAUGCUAGAAAAGAAAAGAAGAGCAAUUCCAUUUUCGGCAGCUGGUUUACGUCUAGCUAA
Messenger RNA from Thelazia callipaeda (thelaziosis nematode), 8235 nucleotides. Lineage: Eukaryota; Metazoa; Nematoda; Chromadorea; Rhabditida; Thelaziidae. The record is from the annotation of a GenBank genome assembly.